Messenger RNA from Durusdinium trenchii, 3060 nucleotides. The record is from the annotation of a GenBank genome assembly. NCBI's taxonomy places the organism in Eukaryota, Dinophyceae, Suessiales, Symbiodiniaceae.
AUGUCGCAGAUGGUGGGCUCGCUUGAUACCUCUGGCAUUGGUGUGAUCCAUGAUGUGCAGUUGGAUUACUAUGCCAAAAGAGCUGCGGCGGCGUCCAGCGACGGCACCAUCCGAAUCUGGGACGUCACCGAUGGACGCCAGCAGCAGAUCGGGCACUUGAAGGGCCACGAGGGGCCGGUCUGGAAGGCGUACCGGUGCAGGGCGGCGGGGUUUCAGCGUGCAGCGGGGGGUAUGCAGUUGAAGCGGGAAUUUCCCGUGACACGUAGUUCACGCGGCGCGUUACGCCUCGGUGCAUCGCAUGCGACGAUCGCCAUGGAGCAACUGAAGCAGCGCGUGCAGGAGCACUUUCACAGGUUGGUGCAGAAUGGCUCUAGCCCCAACGAGGCGGCUGUGCAAGCGCUUGCACUGGCGAAAGCCGAGGCCAACCGACCUUCGCCCUAUGGGGCAGUGAGUCCAAGUCCUCCCGCUGCAGCGCCGGCGAUCAGCUUUGGCGGGCGGGAAGAAGGUCUGAGUCGCUUCGGUCCCUUAUGCUUGGGAUUGGUGGGGCCCUUCCGCAGCAUUUGCGUGGUGGGACAACCCCGGCCUGGCAAGAGGCUGUUGGUCUUGGACAUCGACCACACGAUCUACGACCCCUCGGAGUAUGGCGGCAACCGAGGCUCCACGGUGAAGCAUCCCAGCGAUGAAGCGAUGAUCACCCGCUGUCGUCCGAAGCUUCAUGAGUUCUUGACGGAAGUUUCGGAAGAAUUUGACAUCAUGGUGUGGUCCGCCUCAGACAUGCUGCGGAUCCUCACGCUUCUUCAACAGCUGGGCAUGAUAGGCGCGGGGUCGAACUACAACAUCGUCGCCGUGCUGGACAUCGAUUCCAUGAGCGAAUUGGGUUCCGAGGAGAUUGAGGAUGUGGAUAUGGUCUUGGACAAGCGCGCCAUCAUGCAGACCGUGAAAGUGCCGGCGGGUGCCAUUGCGGGGCAGCAGAUCGAAGUGCGAUCGCUGGUGGAUGGAAAGCCGAUGAUCGUCCAAGUGCCUACAGGUCACAAGCCAGGCGAUGACUUUCACGUGACCAUUCCGGGUGCCUUGAGCUCAGCCAGCGAGGAGUUGAGCAUCGAGGCUGCCGAGCUACAGAAGGCACUCCAGAUGUCGCUGGGGCAGGAGGUCGGCGAGUCGGGGCCAGCUUUGUCGAAAGCACGCCGCCGCUCCAAAAGUGUAAAACCCUUGUCGUUGAUCUGGGCCUGCGCAGAGUUCGCGAGCCUCUACAAUGAAUCGAACACCGUGAUCGUCGACGACACGGUGGACGUUUGCCGGGCCAAUCCCCAGCACUCCAUCCAGUGCAGUCGAUACUACUGCCGUGACCACGCGACCGACGAGGAGCUCACACGCUUGGCAUGUUACCUGAAGCGCAUGGCGCGAGACUCAAGCCGCUUCCCCGCGAACCACCAGAGGUGGCGUGAGGAGGUCUCUUGGGCCCAUCCCCGCUUCGGCCAUUUGCUGGCCACCGCCGGUUAUGACAUGAAAGUGAUCAUCUGGAAAGAGGACCGUGGGCACUGGGUCAUGGCCUACGUGGAUAGCAGCCAUGCAGCCUCGGUCAAUGACGUGGAGUUUGCCCCACAGGAGCACGGCUUGCGCCUGGCCUGUGCCUCCUCUGAUGGCCAGGUCUCGGUGCUCAGCUACUCGCCCGCCGACGGCCAAUGGAGACGGAGCGUGAUGCAGGCCCAUUCGGGUGGGGCUCAGACUGUGAACUGGGCACCAGUGAGCUACCGGGACGGCGUGCCCUGCGGCUCCGUUCGCCUGGCGACCGGUGGCUGCGACCACACGGUGAAGAUAUGGAGGUUUGACAACGAGGUUUGGUGCGAAGAGAACCCACGCUUUCCAUACGCCCACACCGAUUGGGUCCGCGAUGUUGCUUGGCGACCGGACCAUUCUAGCGUGCUUGCUACCGGGAGCUGGGAUCAAAGCGUGAUCAUUUGGUCUCAAGAAAUGGAAGGCCAAGCAUGGAGACAAAUCUCCAAGAUCCAGUUGGAUGGAAAGGUGGAGUGCCUUUCCUGGUCUAUUACAGGUAGCAUGCUGGCGGUCUCCUAUGGUGACGGCAUGUCCAUUAUCUUCAAGGAGGCCUACAACGGUCAUUUCGAAGAGGCCGGGAAGAUCGAAGAGUCUGGCUUCACCGAGGUGGCCGGCAAGCUGUCGGGUGCACCCCCACCGCAAGGAGAUGGCCUCGCGCCGGCUCCAGCGCCGCCCUCCAUGAACUCCGAAAUGGCGCAGCAGCAGCAGGCUCAGAUCCGGCUCCGUCGGGUGGUCAGCACGUGGGUUGGGCGAGUGCCGGACGAGACUGGCGCUAACCGGUUCGACGAUGACUGGAUACUGGAUGCGCCGGUGGUACUGCUGCAAACGUCGAAGGAGCUCUUCGUGUCUAGCUCACCCAAUCGAUGGGUGGAUCUGGCCUGGAUCUCCAAGCUGCUCAUGUGCACGGUCGCUGCCGGGCUUUUGAUUUUUUUGAUUUGGAUCGCCCUGUUUGGAAUCCCUGAGAUCUUCAAAGAGAGACCCCUGCGAUCUUCAAGCGAGGUAGCGGUUUCCAGCCAUGGAAACCGCCGAGGUGAAGCGAAGAUGGAGCAGGACUUACCCAAGUCGGUGGUGCUGAUCUUGGCACUGACCAUGGGCUUGGACUACUACUCCACGGACCAAUACCAGUCGAGUAUGCCUAAUAUGGCUGUGGAGUUUCACGUGUCUCAGGCUGCGAUGGGAAUGAGCAUCAUCAUCCACACCGUGGUCCUGUCCGUGAGCAUCUUGAUCGCUGGACCUUUGUCCGAUCAUUUGGGCCGCCGUCCCUUGAUCCUUCUUUGCCAACUGGUUCUGGCCAUCAGCUCGUUCUGCUGCGCCUUUGCAGAUACUUUCGCAUGGUUCAUGGGAGCACGAGCUUUUCAGGGUAUCUCCGCUGCGGCCUACAGUGUGAUCCUAGCCAUGAUCCGGGACUGCUAUGAAGAUGAGACCAAGCGUUUGGCCUAUACGAGCAUGGUGGUUUCGGUGGCACCUCGGCUUGAAAACCAGAAAGUAAACGGUGGAGUCAUAUAG